This is a messenger RNA of Trichomycterus rosablanca, 3338 nucleotides long. It is a transcript of the gene ascc2, whose product is annotated as activating signal cointegrator 1 complex subunit 2. The coding region runs from base 96 to 2378 and encodes 760 amino acids. Gene Ontology annotation, molecular function: ubiquitin binding. The transcript has 19 exons. Gene Ontology annotation, biological process: regulation of DNA-templated transcription. The record is from RefSeq and is a predicted model, not a curated record. NCBI's taxonomy places the organism in Eukaryota, Metazoa, Chordata, Actinopteri, Siluriformes, Trichomycteridae.
UUGUACUGUCUCUGCCGGCUGCUGUGUGAAGUUUACUUUUGACAGAAAUCUGUAAAUUAGCACGUUUAAUUUUUUACAAGGAUUAUCAGGAGGAGAUGGCGUGUUCUACAGUUCCUUUAGAUGAACAGCAGGUAACUGAAGCUUUAGGACCACACGGUACAGAGAGAACGCUUCCAGCUCUGCACCCUGAUCGCAAAGAGGAGCGGGGCUUCCUGCCGUACAAACCCCCGCCCGACGCCGACUCACCUGCUCAGGUGGAGGAGUUUCUGGAGCAUGCUCAGUUCAUCGCUGAGGACCUGGACUGGCUGCUGGGUUUACCUCAUGAUAAAUUCUGGUGCCAGGUGGUGUUUGAUGAGUCUUUACAGAGGUGUUUAGACUCGUACCUGCGCCUGGCUCCUCGUGGUAUCGACUCCUCCUGCCUGUCUCUCUCUCCGGCCGUGUCGAACGCACAGCGCCUCCUCCAUCGCUCCGUCUUCAUGGUCUUCCUCAGAAUGGCCACGCACAAAGAGUCCAAGGAGAACUUCAUCACUCCUGCUGUGUUUGGGGAAAUCAUUUAUGACAACUUCCUCUUCGACAUUCCCAAAAUUCUGGAUCUGUGUGUGUUGUUCGGCAGAGGAAAUUCCCAACUGCUGCAGAAAAUGAUGGAGAACAUCUUCAAACAACAGCCCGGUUACUACGGCGACCUGAACGAGACUGUACCCUCCAUCAUUCAGGUGUUCGGUACCAUCCUGGGGAAGUGUGGACUGCAGUCAGAGGAGCUGAGCAGCAAUGAACCUCUUAAACUCAACACGCACCCACGCCUCACUGCCAUGACCAUGAAAGAGGAGGAUUUCUCUGAGCUGGUGUGCUACCUGUGUGAUACCUGCACCACCAUCCACUCGUUCCUGGACAUUUUCCCUGAAGCCUGUAACACCUUCCAUCAACACGGCUUUCUCAACAGACUCUCCUCGUUCUAUGAGAUGGCGCUGCCUGAGAUGGAGAGAGUCGUGACGAAGAGGAACUUUGAUAAAUAUACUCAGGAUGAUUUGUGGAGACGAUUGUCACACUCCCGCAGGAGAAUGCUGGAUAUAGCACACACACUGCUCCAACACACCUGCCUACAACCCAUUCUAGAGGGGUCUGAAAACACGGUUGCUCAUGUUGAGGACUUCCUUCAGACCUUCACCGUGUUCCUACAGGAGAAAAGGUUCCUAGCCGAUUACGACGAGGUGUUUCCUGUAGCCGAGGACGUGAGUCUCCUUCAGCAGGCCUUCCCUCACCUAGAUGAAACCCGAACGUCGUACCUGUUACACGCUGUUGAGUCUGCAUGGGAGAGUACGGGGAAGAAACGCCCUUCACACCUGUCAGCCAAUCACAGCGAAGCAUUCGCAGCGUUCUCCGAUCCCUCUCGGACGCAUGCGGACGAAAAGAGGGAGGAGCCUGCAGGGGCGGAGUGUACGAUCGACUUUCCUCAGAAGGGAGCCAAUGGGGCAGAGUGCAGCGUGAGUGCCGGAGAGCUGGAGUCUCUGCUCUCUCACAUCCGAGAUUUGCUGCCGGACCUGGGCGAGGGUUUCCUGCUGUCCUGUCUCCGGACGUACGGCUACGACAGCGAGCUGGUCAUCAACAACAUCCUGGAGGACAGACUGACGCCCGAGCUCAGUCAGCUGGACAGGAACCUGCCCAGGCCGGCGAAGGAAGCACCAGCAGCGGUGCUCAACUCCAGAUCCAACGUGUUUCACGAUGACGAGUUUGACGUGUUUACUCGCGAUAAGGUGGAUAUGAGCCGCGUGUGGCGGGGAAGGAGACAGGGCGAGAGCGUGAAAGCCAUGCUCGAUGACAAGCAGCACAUCAAUGAUCAGAGGGACCGCUAUCGCUCCUACCAGACCGUCGUUGAUGAGGUUCCCAUAGCAACAGGCCACUCGGGUGACCAAGACGGCGCUUCGUACGUCGACGACGACUACGACGACGACUACGACGACACGUACGACAUCAACCAGGUGGGCGCUAACGACCUGGACGAGGACGACGAACUGCUUAACCGCAGACCGUUUACGACCCCCCAGGUCCUCAGAAGAGGACGAGCAGAGGAAGAGGAGGAGGAUGACGAUGAGGAAGGACGGGACGAAUCAAAGGAGGAAGCAGUAAAGCGAGAUCACUUCCUGCAGGACCCGGCGCUGCUGAGAGAGAGAGCCGAGGCCCGGCGGGCCGCCAUGCAGAGCCGACGAGGCUACAGACCUCCACCCGCCAGCAACGUGGUGGGCGGGCCGAAGGGGCGCGGCCAGACUCGGGAGACCGACCGGGACCGGCGCAGGAAGGAGGCGAACAAGGGCCGAGGGGCCAAUCACGGUCGCCGGGCCAUGGCCGACAGGAAGAGGAACAAGGGCAUGAUCCCGUCCUGAUGGGUCCCCGUUGCCGUGGGAACAGAUGCUGCUUAAGUGUUCGGUUCCUGGAGAACCGAGUUUGUAGGACUGGGCUGAAGGACCAGGAACCCGUUCUUAUUUUAAUAAUGAUUAGUAAUGGAGUUAUUGAUUUGAACCACACAGGAAAUGAUUCCAGUAAUGUAGUCCACGGGGGAGGGGGGGGGGGUAUGGGUUCUUACCCACUGUUCAGUCCCACCCGACGUGUUCUCCAGACUGUACUGGGAUCGCUCUCUGGCGGGUGAAAAGAAACGUUCUCUAUACCAAUUCUGUCCUUGUUCUCUAGAUUUCCCCCGUUAUCUUCCAAUUUAGUCAUUUCCACUUCCCACUUCCACAAUCCACGGUCUGAUCAAAGAGAGUCGGAUCACCACACGCCCCCUCUGACACGUGUCCAAUCUGCACCUCUUCUUAUCACCCGCCGGUGUUCCCACAAAGAGCCGUAUCGCGUACGGAGAGCCACGCUGGCCAAACCCCCCUCCCUCCCUCCCUCCCUCCCUCAGACACGCCCGAUCGUGUUCCAACAUUGCCAGCAACCCGAGCGCCCUCAGAUUCUGCCCUCUUGAUCACUUAUUUAAGUUAAUAAUAAUAAUAGGACGCUCAGGUGGAAGAGUGGUAAAUUACGCCAGCCCUACCCCACUACCGCUUGGAUCCAGGGUUUGAAUUCCCAGUGGUGCUGUCGACCAGUCAGGCGUCUACAUACAGACAUGCUGGGGUGGCCAAGGUACUGCAGGGAUUCCAGGGAAAACGGACCAGGAUAAAAGGGUUAAAAACAUGAAAAUUUAAUAAUAAUAAUAAUAAUAAUAAUAUGUUCCUGAUUAUCGGCUUACUGAGAUGCACUGGAACCCUGACUGUGUACAUGCUGCUUGUAUGUCUAGUGUCAGCUGGAUUGAGAACGGAGAUGCACUUAAUGAACAGGAAUGACAAAUAAACGUUGUUUUUCCA